Messenger RNA from Patella vulgata (common limpet), 1962 nucleotides. RefSeq names its product actin-3. The coding region runs from base 303 to 1433 and encodes 376 amino acids. The transcript has 9 exons. Lineage: Eukaryota; Metazoa; Mollusca; Gastropoda; Patellidae. The record is from RefSeq and is a predicted model, not a curated record.
UCCCGAUGAAGAAAAUCAAUUGAUGACAUUCAGUAGUUCUCGAACCAUAUUUGGAUAGUUUCAAUGGCAGAGGCUAAAUAUUAAACAUCAUGAGAUAAUAAUAACUGAAAAUCUACAGUGGUAUUAUUUUCAAGUUAAAUUUUACGGUGAAAGAUAACUACGUGUGUAUAUUUCAUACUACACUAACGACAGCGAGAUUUGGCCAGGAGUUAAAUUGGACACAAGUCAUGUGUGAAAAAUAUCGGACCAAUCCAUAACUACGUUGUGCUAUUUUAGUAAUUCUAUACGAGUCAAAAUUAGGGAUGGAUUUGGAUGACCUACAAGCACUCGUAAUAGACAACGGAUCAGGAAUGUGUAAAGCAGGGUUUGCAGGAGAUGAUGCUCCUAGGGUCGUGUUUCCGUCCAUUAUUGGCAGACCUAAAUACUCGCAGACUAUGUUUGGGGGAUAUGCGAAGGACAGUUAUAUAGGUGAUGAAGCCCAAAGUUUGAGAGGAAUUCUAUCCUUAGAAUAUCCAAUAAAACAUGGAAUAGUUAGUAAUUGGGAUGAUAUGGAAACAAUCUGGCACCACACUUUCCAUAACGAAUUAAGAGCAUCACCAGACGAACACCCUGUUUUAUUAACUGAGGCACCACUUAAUCCGAAAAUCAACAGAGAAUUAAUGACACAGAUUAUGUUUGAAACAUUUAAUACGCCUGGAUUUGCGGUUGCACUGCAGGCAAUUCUGGCCAUCUAUGCUUCUGGGCGAGGUAAUGGAAUAGUGCUUGAUUCUGGAGAUGGUGUAUCUCAUGUUAUACCAAUAUAUCAAGGUUAUACAGUGCCAUACGCCAUUGAUAGACUGGAUUUAGCAGGGAAAGAUUUAACUGAAUAUUUACAACGUAUACUAAAUGAACGUGGAUAUAGUUUCACAACAAAAGCUGAAUUAGAGAUAGUUCGGGAUAUAAAGGAAAAGCUUUCUUAUAUUGCUGAAGACUUUUCAGCAGAAAUGAACAAAGCAGAGUGUACAUCUAUGUUAGAAAGUAGUUAUGAACUACCAGAUGGUCAAGUUAUUACGAUCGGUGAUGAAAGAUUUCGAUGUCCAGAAGUUUUAUUUCAACCCUCACUUGCUGGUAGAGAAGAUGAAGGUAUACAUAAGAUGAUAUAUGAUAGCAUUAUGAAGUGUGAUAUUGAUUUUAGAGGAGAUUUUUAUACUAAUAUAAUUAUAUCUGGAGGAAAUACAAUGUUUCCUGGUAUAGAAGAACGAUUGACUAAAGAGAUGUCGAGCUUGUUUCCCAAUAAUAGGGUAGUUAAGGUUGUUUCUCCACCAGAGAGAAAAUAUUCCGUGUGGAUUGGUGGAUCAAUUCUGGCAUCUUUGUCAACAUUUGCUACCAUGUGGAUCACAAAACAGGAAUACAAUGAAUGUGGACCAAGUGUUAUUCAUAGAAAAUGUCUUUGAUGGUACCUCAAUAAUAUAAUAUGUAAAAAGAGUUUCAAUAACUAAAAACUAAUUGUGGAUAUUCGCAUAAAUAUAUGGGUGGGGAAGUGCUCCAAUGUGUGUGCUAUGUGGUCGUCUGCCUACCUUCAUGGUUUUCUACAGCGAAAAGUAUCGAAUGGACGUUAAAAUACAUGUACUUUAUGUAUUCGUUUCUUACUGUUUAGUUCAUGUACUGUACAAUUCGCGAGUCUGGAGAAAAUCAGAACAAUAAAAAACUACAUACAUUAAAGAUCUGAUUUUGUUAUAAUGAGUUUGGGUCAAAUAGCUAGGCAACGAUUGUGAAAUUUAAAUGGUAUAUAAUAUGUUUAACGAAAAAAUUAUGACUAUUUUUCUCAUACAAUAACAUGAAGUGUCUCAAGAACGUAGGUUUCUAUAUUGUUGACUAUGGAAAGGGCUGUGAUAUUUCAUUUUUUUUAAUAUGACAUAAUUAUAUAUUUUUCAUGAAGAUUGUUUGUGUACACGGUUAAAUCAAUAUACAUGUGCAAUAAAA